Closterium sp. Naga37s-1 is the source of this 1017-nucleotide messenger RNA. NCBI's taxonomy places the organism in Eukaryota, Viridiplantae, Streptophyta, Zygnematophyceae, Desmidiales, Closteriaceae. The record is from the annotation of a GenBank genome assembly.
AUGCUCCUUAAACCUCACAACCUUGCAAGCUCGCACUUUGCAACUCCCCAUCCACUUCCCCACACUCCCCUCUGCUCUCUAUCCCGGUGCUCGUGUGCCCCUAUGCCCCCGUGCCCCCGUGCUCGCAGCAACGUGGCGUCCAACCUCUUGGAUGCGCGCAUGAGCGAGUGGGCUCUGCCUCUCACCGGCCUCAAGGCACUCAAGCAACUGUCUCUCAACUACAACUGGUUCUCCGACCCUCUGCCCUCAUUUCUCCUCACCAUGUCCUCUCUCUCAGCGCUCCAUAGCGCCCUCCCCCCACUCCACUGCUUUGCUCAUGCCUCCCCUUACUCCCCUCCUCCCUUUCUCCAUCUGUCCUCCCCCCCCCCUCUUUCUUCUCCCCGACCCCUCCCCACUCCCUCUUUCACCAGCAACGUGCAAUUCAAAUACCUCACUGGUCCCAUCACCGGCACUCCCUCUGCCUCCCUCAAGUCCCUCAACGUCGCCUCCAACCUCCUAACAGGAACCUUCCCAGCAUCUUCCACCACCGCAUGUGAUGCACGCAGCAACUGCCUAGCAGACUCCUCCAAGUGCCUUGCCUCUGGCUCCUCCUCCCAGAGGGACGCGUCUGACUGUGACCUCUGCGGUGCUGGGAGUUCCGGUGCGGUGAUAUGCAAUGGAGGGGUGUGCGCGCCUGACACUACUGAGCCAAUGGCUGCCUUCUCGCCUAACGAUGCCUCUGCUAACUUGCUGCCCAUGCAGUGCUCGGGUGUUCGCAUUGACGCCACUGCAGUAUCGGUGCUUGGGAGUCUCAAGGCGGCACUGGGAGUGCCUUUCAGUGACUGGGGAGGGAACUCGCUGUGCACGGUGGUCCUCGUGGUUUCCGGGGUCAGCAGCUCCUCCCCUGGCCCGAGGGACUUGGGAGACGUGCUGUGCAGCCCGGCCGGUGCUGUGGUGGAGAUCAAUCUCAACUCGCGCCAGCUGGCUGGGUCCAUGCAUGCAGAUAUCUCCAAGCUCACUGCGCUCACUGCCCUGUAA